UUAAACCAUCAGCACCAUCAUCAUCAUCUUCUUCUUCUUCUUCUUCUUCUUCUUGUACUGUACUCUCUCAGAAAAUCAAUCGUGGAACAAAGAAAAGGUUACUCUGGAGCUCGCAAAGCUGGCAAUCGCAAAUCACAACUUCGGGGCCAUAAAGGCCAAUCGCAAGAAAGUCAAAGUCAUGGGGCCGAUGAUCAGAACAGAGGAUGAAAAUCUCUGUCCUUCGUGGCUAAUGCCGAUGCUUCGAGCGAGUUACUUCGUGCCCUGUUCGAUCCACGCCCAUUCGAACAAGAACGAAUGCAACAUGUUCUGUCUCGACUGCACCGACCACUCCUUCUGUUCUUACUGUCUGAUCAAUCACAGAGACCACCGUCUCGUUCAGAUUCGAAGGUCAUCGUACCAUAACGUGGUGAGGGUGAAUGAGAUUCAGAAGUAUAUAGACGUCUCUUGUGUUCAGACAUACGUCAUAAACAGUGCCAAGAUCGUGUUUUUGAACGGACGGCCUCAACCCAGAAUCGGGAAAGGAGCUGCAAACACUUGCGAAGUCUGUUUCCGAAGCCUCCUUGAUUCUUUCCGCUUCUGCUCCCUCGGUUGCAAGCUGGGUGGGGUGAAGAGAGGAGACACGACCCUAACCUUCUUUCUGAGAGGGAAGCAUGGGAGAGACUGCCAAGAAGGGGCGGAAUCAGAUGAGACGACCACACCGACCAAGAUCCGUAAGACCAGCGCUUUCAACCGUCUGAUCGACGGCCUUUCCAUCUCCACCGUCCGAUGCAACAUCCACGGCGGCGGACGGUUAGAUCAACGGUCAUGGAGCUCCGGCGACGAGGCCGGCCUAAAUCUGUCUCCGGGGACUCCUCCGAUCUACAGUCACCGGAAUUCAAGUCGGCGGAAGGGUGUUCCACAUCGUGCUCCGUUCUAAAUAAUUAUAUUUCACCCCCACACUUAAGAAAAUAUUAUAUGUGAUUAUAUAAAUUUUAGAAUAUGUCCAUAACAUGAGAUUAUAGUAAAAAAAAUGUAACUUUUUUUGUCUUUUAGUUUACAAACGACUGUACACAUUUUUUGGUCCUUUUUUUUAUGUAUAAUUAAAUACUAAAAAUUAGAAUAUAUGCAUGAAUGUUAAUGUAGCAUGUUUAGUGAGGGCAUGCUUAAGGA
Molecule: messenger RNA, 1149 nt
Organism: Tarenaya hassleriana
Lineage: Eukaryota; Viridiplantae; Streptophyta; Magnoliopsida; Brassicales; Cleomaceae
Exons: 5
Coding region: 179-916 (245 amino acids)
Source: RefSeq, a predicted model, not a curated record